CGCCGCAUAUAUAGAUAUACUUCCACCUUAACACUUUCACAACCGCUGACACCAAUGUGGUGUCAUGGGCAGGCCAGUCGUUGUAUGCCGGUGACACUCAUGUGGUGUCAUUGGUAGGCCAGUCGUUAUUUGCCGGUGACACUCACGUGGUACCAUUGAUAGGCCAGUCGCUAUUUGCCGGUGACUCCCACGUGGUACCAGUGGCAAGCCACUUGCAAAACUUUUCUUAGCACGUCAUAAUAAUGUUAAUUGUUUCAUGAAUUUACGUAAAGUUUUUUCUUCCAAAAUAUUGCCGGCGACGUUUCACUGCGCUAACAUGCGGUUGUGAAAGUGUUAAGUAGGCGGGAGAGGGAUAAGUGCAACAAGAAAAACAAAGCAGACAGCAGACAGUAGCUUUAAGGGGCAAAGCGGUAAUACUAACUACACGUUAGUAUCAUACAUUUUAAAAUAAAAGUUCAAUAAUACACAUGCAGGAUGCCUAUAACUUGCAUAGUUUGCAAGAAGUUCCACAUUCCUGGUAACUCUACUAGUUUUCACAAGUUUCCAAGUGACAAUAUACAAAGACAAAAAUGGAUGUCUGUAUUUGGACUUUUAUCCAUCACAAAAAGUGCUACAAUAUGUAAUGAUCAUUUUAAUGAUGACGCAUUUCAUCAAACAGAUGGCUAUACAAGAGUCAGACGAUUGGUGCCAGGUACUAUUCCUGUGAACAAGUCAGUGGAUUCCAUCAAAACAAAUAUUAAAGUGGAGAAUAACACAACAAUUUGUAAUACAAGGACCAACUUAAACUUAGAAAAGUCUGAGUGUGUAAAUAUGCAAGUUGAGGAAAAUCUAAAAGAAAUUGGAACUGAACUCGAUUCUUCUUCAUUGUUGAUGGUACACAAAGAAGUUGAACAAAUCAAAGAAACAGUGUCUGAUUUAAAUGCAUCCAUAUCUUCACACGCUGAUGUUGAAGACCAAGACAGUAAUAGAAAACGUUCAGCAAAUGAUGUUAUUGAAGACAUUCCUGUGAAAAAAAAAGAUUGAAAGACAGUUCGAGCUUAGAAUGUUCAAAAACAAAAAUAAGAUUCAUGGAUGGAUAUGUGACAAAAUAUUUGUGCAGAAAAGACUUUAUAUCAAACGAAGCGUGGCAGCGAUUUUUGAGUUAUAAAGUCUGCCAAGAACAUCAUAUUGAAGCUCUCCAAAAAAAAAAAUCAAGAGUCGAGAAAAAAAUACUUAAUUUACGGGAGAUGAUAUCAAGUUUAAACAAAGAAAUUAAGUCUGCUGCAGAAUUCAUGAAGGUUUUUUAAAUUUCUUUUUAUACCAGCUGUGGAAGACACGAUAAACUGUAUUAUCGAACAUUGCUCACCUUUCCUUUACAGUAUAAUUAUAAGCAUUACAUACAUAUGAUCAUGAAAAUUAGAUUUUUUCUCAUACAUAGUAUAAUUAUUGUACAUUUUUUACACUUUAUACAUUAUGUUACUCGUAUAUGCGGUGUCGCCGCAGCCAAUCAGAAGAAUGUGCGAGAGAGAGAGAAGAGGUCAAAUUCACCUUCUUUCUCUUUCUAUUCAGCCGACGCCUUUUCAGUCGACUCCCCUCCUCUAUCUAUAAUACCUCUAUGGGUGUAUGACGGAAAAGGUGAACACUUCUAGAAUUCGAUAUAAUAGCACAUCCGGAAGAUGUCCUUUCAGUAGCUCAAAGGUAGAUAAUAAUGCAAAGGCUUCAAUGUCGAUAAUUAAACAGAGAUUGACAUUCUUAACAAUGUAAGAAUUAUUAAAUUCAAAAAAACAAGAAUAUCUGGCAGAAUCUGAAUUAGUUUUAGAUCCAUCGGUAUAGAUCAAAUAAAAAUUUUUAUAGGUAACAAUCAAAUCAUCAAAAAUCUUAUUGGCAUGAAAAUGAACAUUUUUAAGCGUAAAGAAAUAGAUGUAUUGAACGCCAUCCUUAACAGUAAUAGGAAAGAACGAAUGAUCUUAGAGUGUAGCCGAACAACAGCUCCGCGACCUGUCUUGAAAUCCACCGAAAAAGGGAAAAAUCUAAUUUCGAACAUGUUCUCCAGGGAAUCAAGAGGAUCGGAAUUAAAAAGCUUCAGAGAAUAUUUCAAUAGAUAAAUCGUCAAUUUAGUAAAGCGAAAGAUUUAAGUUAAAUAUAUAUUUAUAAAUGUAAAUAUCUUUCUUAUCUGUGUUUUUUUAUAUAUAUUUUUUCAACA
Molecule: messenger RNA, 2182 nt
Organism: Dinoponera quadriceps
Lineage: Eukaryota; Metazoa; Arthropoda; Insecta; Hymenoptera; Formicidae
Exons: 3
Coding region: 475-1023 (182 amino acids)
Source: RefSeq, a predicted model, not a curated record